Monascus purpureus is the source of this 919-nucleotide messenger RNA. The record is from the annotation of a GenBank genome assembly. Lineage: Eukaryota; Fungi; Ascomycota; Eurotiomycetes; Eurotiales; Aspergillaceae.
AAUGCUUCAAAAAUCAGUGUUUUCAUGAAACUCCCCAUUUGCUCUUGUUUAGUUAAGCUGGGAAAAAAGUGUUUAGAUCUACAACUUCAAAAUGGUUAUCGCAGCCGUGGGGCAGUUAUGUGCAACUGCGAGCAUGUCAGCAAACCUCGUACAGUGUCGAAUACUGGUACAAAAGGCUGUCUCAGCUGGUGCUAAGGCUUUAUUUCUUCCCGAGGCUUCGGACUAUAUCAGCUCCUCCGCAGCGGAAUCAUUAUCCCUUGUACGCUCCGUGCAGGAGAGCGAAUUUGUAUUGGGCCUUCAAAAUGAGGCCCGACAGUCAAAGUUACAUAUCAAUGUCGGAAUCCAUGAGCCAACUCCGGGAGGCAAGAAGGUGAAGAAUACCCUGAUAUGGAUUGAUGAGAAUGGGGACAUCGCACAGCGUUAUCAAAAGAUUCACCUAUUCGAUGUAGAAAUCAAGGGUGGGCCAGUACUCAAAGAGAGCGAGAGUGUUGAGAAAGGAAUGGAAAUAUUGCCCCCCUUCGAUACUCCUGUAGGUCGCGUAGGCCUCGCUAUAUGUUUUGAUUUACGCUUUCCUGAAAUCAGUCUGGCUUUAAGACGUCAGAAUGUGCAGAUAAUCACAUAUCCAUCUGCAUUUACUGUUCCAACAGGAAAGGCUCAUUGGGAAUCAUUGCUUCGUGCAAGAGCUAUUGAGACACAGUCGUAUGUGAUUGCUGCAGCGCAGGCUGGCCCUCACAAUGAGAAAAGAACAAGCUAUGGCCAUUCGAUGAUUGUCAAUCCAUGGGGAGAAGUUGUGGCGCAGCUUCAUGAUGAGUAUAAGGGACCACAGAUUGCGACUGCGGUUAUCGAUUUUGAUCUUCUAAAUAAGGUCAGGAGCGAAAUGCCUCUGCUCAGGCGGACAGACAUAUAUCCCGUUGUGUAA